Messenger RNA from Nylanderia fulva, 2908 nucleotides. It is a transcript of the gene morula, whose product is annotated as anaphase promoting complex subunit morula. Gene Ontology annotation, molecular function: ubiquitin protein ligase binding. Gene Ontology annotation, biological process: ubiquitin-dependent protein catabolic process; metaphase/anaphase transition of mitotic cell cycle; protein K11-linked ubiquitination. Lineage: Eukaryota; Metazoa; Arthropoda; Insecta; Hymenoptera; Formicidae. Gene Ontology annotation, cellular component: anaphase-promoting complex. The record is from RefSeq and is a predicted model, not a curated record.
UUGUAUCCCUGUCUGUUUAUUACAUCUGCCAUCUAAAUCAGCUGUGCUUCAAGAUUUGCUCGCUAUCAGUUGCAAAAAAUAUAUAGUGUAUACACAAUCCUCGAAGAAUUAUCACACGUGCCACGACAAGACCCAAUCUUAACCUAAUCUAGAGUUGGACGCAUUUUAGGUUCUAGCGCGAAUCUUCCAUUGGAAGCUUAUUUUUGGGAAGCCUCAUCAAGUCUUCAACAUUUGACAGCAAGAUUAUUUCAACAUAAGGAGAACUCUCAUCUUCAGAAUUUUUUUGAUCGACAAAACUAGACCAUUAUUGGUCAGCGCAGUGCAAUUAAACCACAAGAAGAGUAGUCUUUAGCUAUUUAGUAUGUAAACAUGACAGAAGUGGACCAAGGAGAUAUAUUUGUUCGCAUAGAACGCGCUUUUCCACUGCUUAAUGGGAAGCUGUUACAUGCUGAAGAAGAAUGCACGGAGGAGGAGUUUGCGAAUCUUGUGAAAAGUGUGAGAGUCUUGAAGCUGUCACAGUUUGUCGAAGACAUUGUUCUUGAUCAUGUGGAGCAAUACAUCUGUUGGCACGUGGCACCAGCGUUCUGGGAAAAAUUCCAGAAUACAGAGAACAGCCAACGGGGCUUUGAAUUGUUCAAGUCUGCUGUGGAUGAUCUGUAUAUUAAUUACACAAAGUUUCUACCUGUUCUAAAAAAGUUGGAAUAUUUAAGACAGAACAAUGAUGCGGAUCCAUCAGGCACCAAAAGUGAUAUGGAGACACGAUUGAAGCUCAUCAUCAGAGCUACACUGUUCAGUCAAUUACCCCUGUAUCACGAACGUAUCAUAGAGCAGUUUUAUAAAAUCGCCUUCAAUGUAUUCUGCAAUUUGGACAACUCGUCGCAAGAUAUAUCAGAUAUUAAUGAUGUUCGGUGCAGCGGAUGUGCCCAGGGAGUUAACAACUGCCAGUGCCAAAUGAUUGUUUAUAUGUUCCACGAGACAAACAGAAAGCUGAUCGAGCUGAAAUUAUUGGAGAGACUCGUAGGAAAUGUACUCACAUCAUUGAUUCAUAUCCGUAUAGAGAAUCAUGUGAUUCAAACAUCCGACAAAACAUUUGAUGUAUCGCAAUUAAGUUCAUUACAAAAUUGGCUCGAAACUGUUGUCAUGAACUGGCUUACAAGAAUCUAUUCCGGUGGCUUUUCGAAAGCGGUUACACUUAGUAACGAAAUUCAAAGUGCUAUAUAUCAAUUUAAACAAAAAUUAUUUCAUUUUCUAUAUGAAACAUAUACCAAGAUAAGGAUCGAUCAUCUAUUCAAUAUAAUAAUAGAAUAUCCAGAGUCGCAACCCGCAGUAGACGAUCUCCGAAUUUGCCUGGAAAGAACCGAUCAACGGAAGGUCCUGGUUAAGAAUCUGCAGGAAGCGAUCAAAACGCGACUCCUGCAUCCCGGCGUGAACACCCCGGAUAUAGUGACGGCUUACAUCGCCGCGAUCAAAGCACUCAAGCAUCUGGAUUCAACGGGAGUUCUCUUGGAAGCUGUAACGGAACCUAUCAAGAGUUACUUGAGAAGCAGAGAAGACACUGUACGUUCUGUCGUGAACAGUCUGCUGGACGAUUCGCCGAGUGAAUUGGCCGACGAAUUGGUGAAGGGCGAGUGUCUGCAGCUGGACGACGGCUCCGCAGAUGAGGAGACUGAAGACUGGGAUAAGUGGAUGCCAGAUCCAGUCGACGCCGAUCCCGCUAAAUCAACGCAGCGCAAGGUGUCGGACAUAAUCUCCACCCUGGUGAACGUCUACGGCAGUCAGGAUCUAUUCGUGAACGAGUACCGCACCUUGCUGGCCGACAGAUUGUUAUCGCAACUGAACUAUCACACUGAACGGGAGAUACGUCACUUGGAAUUGCUAAAGAGACGCUUCGGGGAGAAUCAGUUGCACUACUGCGAGGUCAUGCUGAAGGACGUUUACGACUCGAAGAGGAUAGACGGCAACAUCCACUCCGACACCAGUUAUAAUUUGCAGAGGGAGCUCUUCCCUACUUCCGCUCUUAUCCUGUCGGCGCAAUUUUGGCCGCCGUUCAAGGAGGACUGGCAAUUGAAGCUACCGAGCGUCGUGCAGAAUCAGUUGAACAAGUAUGUGAAGGCGUUCGAGGCCUUGAAGGGAAACAGGACGCUCUGCUGGAAACCUCACUUGGGAAAUGUGAGCCUGGAAAUCGAAUUGAAGGAUAGAAAGCUGGACAUAAACGUUACGCCGAUACACGCGACAAUUAUCCUGCACUUUCAGGAUAAAAAUGAAUGGGCUUUGCAAGACUUGGCGGAAGUGAUGCACGCUCCGGCGACCGUUUUACGACGUAAGAUGACGUUUUGGGUGUCGCAGGGUCUUCUGAGGGAAACUACCAAUGAUGUUUAUAUCUUGCAAGAGGAGAGUACGUCCAAGAAUCGUUUGUCAACGGACCUCGUCGAGGAGGAGGAGACCGAAAGCGUCAUGGCCUCGGCCAGCGACCAGAGGGAGGAGGAACUGCAAGUUUUUUGGUCGUACAUCGUCGGAAUGUUGACGAAUCUAGAUUCGAUGCCGAUCGAAAGGAUUCAUCAGAUGCUGAAGAUGUUUGCGUCUCAAGGACCGGGCGCCGUCGAAUGCGGUUUACCGGAACUGAGGCAAUUUCUGGACAGGAAAGUCAGGGAACAUCAAUUAUUGCUAUCCGGUAGUUUCUAUCGAUUGCCGAAGUCAUAAGUUUUUUUAUUGUUUUACAUUAUUCUUAACGUUUCGUUAAAUGAACUUGUACAGUUUGUGUAACGAUAAAAAAAUAUAAUUUGUGAUAUUAUAUUUAAGAGCGAUUUCUUAUCAUAUAAAAGGAUUUUUCUUUUGACAGAAAAAUAAAGCUUAUGUAUAAAUGAUGUAUUCCAAUAUAUUUCGCAUAAAAUGUCAAUUUAAUAAGUAA